CAGGGCGGCGGGUGCCGUCGAUCGAUGGGUGUAAACGCAUUCGGGCGCGCGGUGUUGACCCGCCUGCCAGGUUAGCCGGAUAGGCACCUCGAGCUGGCGGCGUCCACGUCAAAACCGAAGCAAGCGGCGGCAGCGUCAGAGGGAGGGAGGCGGCACACCGACACCUGCCGAUAACAAGGCGAGCGCGAGGUGGGAGAGAUCCGGGCAAGCGCGCCGGCCGUAGAAGAUCUGGUUGGUGCCCAGAAAAGAAACAACGAGGAUACCACCGCCAGGGAGGAGAGGGAGGCAGGAAGGGGGAGCAGCCGGAGGAAAUCUAGGGAGGAGGAGGAGAUCUCUCUUCUCGCUCGAUGGAGCGGGGAGAGGGGCAGGGAGGGGACUCCUCCGGGGGGCAAGUCAGGAAGAAGAGGAUGCGAAGGAAAAGCACUGGCCCUGACUCCAUUGCUGAGACAAUCAAGCGGUGGAAGGAACAAAACCAGAAGCUCCAGGAGAGUAGCUCCAGGAAGGCACCAGCCAAGGGUUCCAAGAAAGGGUGCAUGGCCGGGAAAGGAGGCCCUGAGAAUGGGAAUUGUGCAUACCGUGGUGUGAGGCAGCGGACAUGGGGCAAGUGGGUGGCCGAGAUCCGUGAGCCCAACCGUGGCAGGCGCCUAUGGCUGGGCUCAUUCCCUACUGCUGUGGAGGCUGCUCAUGCAUAUGAUGAGGCGGCGAGGGCGAUGUAUGGUCCAACAGCACGUGUCAACUUUUCAGAGAGUUCUGCAGAUGCCCAUUCUGGUUGCACAUCAGCGCUUUCAUUGCUGGCGUCUAAUGUACCACCGGCUGCUCAACGGUCUGAUGACAAGGAUGAGGUGGAAUCUGUAGAGACUGAGGUGCAUGAGGUGAAAAUGGAAGUGAAUGAUGACUUGGGAAGUAUGCACGUGGAGCAGAAGACUCUGAAGGUAGUUCAAUCUGAGGAGAGUGUUUUACACAAAGAAGGGAACGUAAGUUAUGAUUACUUCAACGUCGAAGAUGUUCUUGAGAUGAUAAUUAUAGAAUUGAAUGCUGAUAAAAAAUUCGAAGUACAUGAAGAAUACCAAGAUGGAGGUGAUGGGUUUAGUCUUUUCUCAUAUUAGAGGUGUCGCCAUGCGGAGCAGUAGGAAUAACUUCAUUCUAGCUGGUAGGAAAUGCUUCAACCUGAAGCUUUCUAGUCAUUUGUGGUUUUCAUCUUACUGAGACAUAGCUUUAUACUAUAAGCCAACCGGUACAAGAAGUUGUCCUGUGUGUUGA
Phragmites australis (common reed) is the source of this 1260-nucleotide messenger RNA. Its product is annotated as dehydration-responsive element-binding protein 2A-like. The record is from RefSeq and is a predicted model, not a curated record. Gene Ontology annotation, cellular component: nucleus. NCBI's taxonomy places the organism in Eukaryota, Viridiplantae, Streptophyta, Magnoliopsida, Poales, Poaceae. Gene Ontology annotation, molecular function: transcription cis-regulatory region binding; DNA-binding transcription factor activity. Gene Ontology annotation, biological process: positive regulation of DNA-templated transcription; response to stress. The transcript has 2 exons. The coding region runs from base 348 to 1106 and encodes 252 amino acids.